Molecule: messenger RNA, 1566 nt
Organism: Macrosiphum euphorbiae (potato aphid)
Lineage: Eukaryota; Metazoa; Arthropoda; Insecta; Hemiptera; Aphididae
Source: the annotation of a GenBank genome assembly
AUGUUGAACGCGUUGUCCAGGGCGGCCAUUGGGGCCCUGAAGGCCGGCAAGACCAACCUCACGCCCAAAAUCGUGCAAAAUGAGCUACCAAAAGCCAUGGUCGCCACCUCGUCCAAUUCCAACAACAAAGCUGCUGCUAAGCCAAUGGCUGGUACAUCACAAGGACGUAUUGUUGCUGUUAUUGGUGCCGUUGUUGAUGUACAAUUCGACGAAGAACUACCCCCCAUCCUCAAUGCUCUUGAAGUACAAAACAGGUCUCCACGUCUUGUACUUGAAGUUGCCCAACAUUUGGGUGAAAAUACUGUCAGAACUAUUGCUAUGGAUGGUACUGAAGGUCUUGUCAGAGGACAAGAAGUACUUGACUGUGGAUCUCCAAUCAGAAUUCCAGUUGGUGCUGAAACUUUAGGUCGCAUUAUCAAUGUCAUUGGUGAACCAAUUGAUGAGAGAGGCCCCAUCGACACUGAUAAGACUGCACCCAUUCACGCUGAAGCACCUCCUUUUGUUGAAAUGAGUGUUGAACAAGAAAUUUUGGUCACUGGAAUCAAAGUUGUAGAUUUAUUGGCCCCUUAUGUAAAGGGAGGAAAAAUUGGUUUGUUCGGAGGUGCUGGAGUAGGAAAAACUGUAUUGAUUAUGGAACUGAUCAACAACGUUGCUAAGGCCCAUGGUGGUUACUCAGUAUUCGCUGGUGUAGGAGAAAGAACCCGUGAAGGUAAUGACUUGUACCAUGAAAUGAUUGAAUCCGGUGUAAUUUCCCUCAAAGACAAAACCUCAAAGGUAGCGUUGGUAUAUGGUCAGAUGAAUGAACCUCCCGGCGCUCGUGCCCGUGUUGCUCUUACCGGUCUUACCGUUGCCGAAUACUUCAGAGAUCAAGAAGGACAAGAUGUAUUGCUUUUCAUUGACAAUAUUUUCCGUUUCACACAAGCUGGUUCUGAAGUAUCUGCUUUGUUGGGUCGUAUUCCAUCUGCUGUAGGUUAUCAACCAACUUUGGCCACUGACAUGGGUACUAUGCAGGAGAGAAUUACCACAACCAGCAAAGGAUCCAUUACCUCAGUACAGGCUAUCUACGUACCUGCUGACGAUUUAACUGAUCCUGCUCCAGCUACAACUUUUGCCCAUUUAGAUGCCACGACUGUAUUGUCUCGUGCUAUUGCUGAGUUGGGUAUCUACCCAGCUGUGGAUCCAUUAGAUUCCACAUCCCGUAUUAUGGACCCCAACGUUAUUGGUGAAGAACAUUACAAUGUUGCUCGUGGAGUACAGAAAAUAUUACAAGACUACAAAUCACUACAAGAUAUCAUUGCUAUCUUGGGUAUGGAUGAACUCUCAGAAGAAGACAAAUUGACAGUUGCCAGGGCUAGGAAAAUCCAGAGGUUCUUGUCCCAACCUUUCCAAGUAGCUGAGGUCUUUACUGGACAUCCUGGAAAAUUGGUUCCUCUUGAAGAAACAAUCAAAGGAUUUUCAAAAAUCUUAGCUGGUGAUUACGAUCAUUUGCCCGAAAUUGCUUUCUACAUGGUUGGACCCAUUGAAGAAGUAGUUGCUAAAGCUGAAACUUUGGCCAAAAAUACAUAA